Messenger RNA from Neltuma alba, 2888 nucleotides. RefSeq names its product subtilisin-like protease SBT2.6. Gene Ontology annotation, molecular function: serine-type endopeptidase activity. Bases 334 to 2409 code for a protein of 691 amino acids. The transcript has 11 exons. Gene Ontology annotation, biological process: proteolysis. The record is from RefSeq and is a predicted model, not a curated record. NCBI's taxonomy places the organism in Eukaryota, Viridiplantae, Streptophyta, Magnoliopsida, Fabales, Fabaceae.
CAUCUUCGUCUCCUUGUCUGUACUACCUUGACUUGAAAGAAAACCCUAAGAAUCUCUCACUCUUACUCACUCUCACUCUCCCUUACUAGGAUCUCGAGCUUCUGGCUUUCUCUGGCAUUGAAUGGUUACCGUUAGAUCUCCGAUCACGGCAAUGUGAGUGCAGCCAAUGUACAUGACCCCGUCUCCGAUCAUCCUUACUGGCGUCUGUUUGCUUCUCUUCAGAACUAUGAUUGGCUGAUCAUUGUGAUUCCUGUUCUUCUCUAGCCCGGUCGUUUGGAGAUCAGUUGCAUAUGGUUGGUUAUCUCGAGAACUGUUGAAAUUAGCAGUUGAUCAAUGAAGAUGAGGUUCUCGGAGUUUAGGUGCUUAUGUAUAAUUUUGUCAACCCUUCUGAUUCCUGGGAAGGCAGAGAUUUACAUAGCAACUGUUGAAGGUGAGCCUGUCAUAAGUUAUUCAGGAGACAUUGAUGGCUUUGAAGCUACUGCUGUGGAAUCGGAUGAGAAGAUUGAUACCACAAGUGAAUCGUUUACGUCUUAUGCCCGUCACCUCGAGAAUAAACAUGAUAUGCUUCUUGGGAUGCUGUUUGAGCGUGGGACCUACAAGAAGCUCUAUAGCUAUCGACAUCUAAUAAAUGGGUUUGCUGUUCAUCUUUCCCCUGAACAGGCAGAAAUUUUAAGACGUGCUCCUGGAGUGAAAUGUGUUGAAAGGGACUGGAAAGUGAGAAGACUUACAACACAUACGCCUGAAUUUUUAGGACUUCCAACUGGGGUAUGGCCUACAGGAGGUGGUUUUGAUCGGGCUGGAGAAGACAUUGUGAUAGGAUUUGUGGACUCUGGGAUCUAUCCACACCACCCCAGCUUUGCAACACACCAUACUGAACCAUAUGGGCCAGUUCCAAAAUAUCGAGGAAAAUGUGAAGUUGAUCCAGAUACUAAAAGGAGUUUUUGUAAUGGAAAGAUUAUUGGAGCACAACAUUUUGCUCAUGCUGCAAUAGCUGCAGGGGCUUUUAACCCUAUAAUUGAUUUUGCUUCUCCUUUGGAUGGGGAUGGUCAUGGAAGUCACACAGCAGCUAUUGCAGCUGGGAAUAAUGGAGUUCCCGUGAGGGUGUAUGGCCAUGAAUUUGGGAAAGCAAGUGGAAUGGCUCCCCGUGCCAGGAUUGCCGUAUACAAGGCUCUUUACAGGCUUUUUGGAGGGUUUGUUGCAGACGUAGUUGCUGCUAUUGACCAGGCUGUGCAUGAUGGAGUGGAUAUGCUUAGUCUUUCAGUUGGACCAAACAGUCCGCCAGCAACAACCAAAACCACUUAUUUGAACCCUUUUGAUGCCACGCUUCUUGGAGCUGUCAAAGCAGGUGUAUUUGUUGCACAGGCUGCUGGAAAUGGUGGUCCUUUUCCGAAGACCUUGGUUUCGUACAGUCCAUGGAUAGUAUCUGUAGCAGCAGCAAUUGAUGAUCGUAGAUAUAAAAACCAUCUGACCCUUGGAAAUGGAAAAAAAUUGGCUGGACUUGGGUUGUCUGCUUCAACACGUGCAAAUAGAUCGUAUACAUUGGUUGCAGCAAAUGAUGUGCUGUUAGAUUCUUCAGCUAUGAAAUACAGCCCCACAGAUUGCCAAAGACCAGAGGUUUUAAAUAAGAAAUUGGUAGAAGGGAAUAUUCUUCUUUGUGGCUAUUCUUUUAACUUUGUUGUUGGUACAUCAUCGAUGAAGAAAGUUGCAGAAACAGCCAAGGCUCUUGGUGCAGUUGGAUUUGUUCUUUGUGUGGAAAAUGUUUCUCCUGGUACAAAAUUUGACCCAGUCCCUGUUAGCAUUCCGGGAAUUCUUAUCACAGAUGUCAAGAAUUCAAAGGAACUUAUAGAUUAUUACAAUAUCUCGACGCCAAGAGAUUGGACUGGGCGGGUGAAGAGUUUUAAAGGUGUAGGUAAUAUUGGGGAUGGGUUAACGCCUAUCCUCCACAAAUCUGCACCACAGGUGGCAUUAUUCUCCGCUCGAGGGCCAAAUAUUAGGGACUUCGGCUUCCAAGAUGCAGAUCUUCUCAAACCUGAUAUUUUAGCUCCUGGUUCAUUGAUUUGGGCUGCCUGGUCUUUAAAUGGAACCGAUGAGCCUAAUUACGUUGGAGAGGGAUUUGCCAUGAUAUCUGGAACUAGCAUGGCUGCACCACAUAUAGCUGGGAUAGCUGCCCUAAUUAAGCAAAGGCAUCCGCAUUGGAGCCCGGCAGCCAUCAAGUCAGCGUUGAUGACAACAGCAACUACUCUGGACAGAGCAGGAAGGCCUCUUCUAGCACAGCAGUAUUCUGAAACAGAAGCCAUGAAGUUUGCCAGAGCUACUCCUUUUGAUUAUGGAAGUGGACAUGUUAAUCCAAGAGCUGCCUUGGACCCUGGGCUCAUCUUUGAUGCAGGUUUGCUUUCUUCAUCCCCCUAAUAUAACUAAUUCGUUUGUCUAAUUCUUUUAUAAAUGGCUAGUUAGCUUGAAAUGAAGAGUCAGGUAAUAUCUAUGAAUUUUUUUUUAACCAUGUUCACAGAGGAUUACCCAAGUCAUAAAAUUCAACUUGAAAGAACUAAUGAACAUCGUCUGAGGCAAAGUCUCAUGAAACUACUGGUUUACUUUAUCCUUCCAAGUCCCCCUUUAUCAAGAUGCUUGGUAAUAAAAUUGAAAGUGACUAAAUUAUGGUAGAAAAGUUCGUGAUUGUGACAAAUGGAAUAGACCUGUUAAAAUCUUCUCCAAAUACAUGCAUGGGAAGAAGAGACGGGGUUAAGUUAAUAUCUUCAACAUAUUUAAGCUAAGAUCUGGAUAUUCUCCGCCUCAUUCUCUAUUCUUCUAUUUUAUUUUUUUUUCCCAACAUUGGGCUCAUGUAGCAAAGUGUAUUAAUGCACUACCAAAGUUGGAGUAAAUUAAAAAAA